Molecule: messenger RNA, 2749 nt
Organism: Anopheles nili
Lineage: Eukaryota; Metazoa; Arthropoda; Insecta; Diptera; Culicidae
Gene: nxf2
Product: nuclear RNA export factor 2
Exons: 4
Coding region: 1-2586 (861 amino acids)
Biological process (GO): poly(A)+ mRNA export from nucleus
Cellular component (GO): nucleus
Molecular function (GO): RNA binding; protein binding
Source: RefSeq, a predicted model, not a curated record
AUGGCCAUCGAAACCACAUCAGCUGAUCGGAUUGCUUCGGAUCAAAAUAUGCAGGAACAUGACGAAAACUCAUUCUACAAUGUGCACAGCAUGUCAAAACAAAAACUGGUAAUGCGCACAGGGGAAUUAGGUAUGGAAAUCGAACCCAAGCUGGCGAGCCAAUUGUACAACGAAUCCAAUCUCCAGUAUGAUCAGACCUUGCUCAAUCGGGUCGAUGUUUGGCAUCAGGUUAUGGUGCAUCACGACAACAACUGUUCCAAACAAAAGGUCCUAGAAAUACUCUUCAAUGCCGUUCCGACCAGUGACUUUUUCCCGGUGGCGUAUCGGCGGUACGUUAACCUUGAUUUUUUCAUGAUCAGAAUGUGUACCCAGGCGCUAAUGAAGCUGUUCGAAGGUGGUCUGAAGCUGAAGUCUGGUCAAACCGAGCUACCGAUAAGCGUACGAUUGGGUGCGGCUAGAUUUUGUAGCGGGCAAAUUUUUCCCCGUCAAGUCAUAGAGAAGGCCGUAAAGGAAAGAUGCGACAACGCGACACAGUACGGAAACAUGAACAUGCUGAAUUUAGAUUGCUUUGCCGCGCAUAGUUAUGUGGAUGAGCUUUGCAUUAACCUCGGCAAUAGGACUCAAUUUGAGGCUGUGUGUUCGGUAAUUGGCAAUGUGCUGAGUGAAGCCGCCCACAUUAACACGCUGCGGCUGUCGAACAAUGGAAUCAGCCAUAUUUCUCUUUUAGCUGGUUUGAAAGCAAAUCAGCUUGUUAGCUUGGAUUUGAGAGGCAAUCGCAUCAAACACCCAAGUUUGCUUCGACAUUUGAGAGAACUGCCUUUACUGGAGCUGUACGUAGCAGACAAUGGCCUCACUGAAGUCCCGGAUCAUCAGAAACUUCUGUGUACUUUCUUUCCAAAGCUGCUGAAGCUGGACUCGAAUCUGAUACAAACUCAAGCAGUAAAUGCGCUGUAUAAUGUAGAUGACGUUGAAGAAGUGGAAAUAACUUCACCUGGUACAUUGCUGACUGCGAGCGAUUUGAACUUAGAGGCUUUUCAAAAGUACCAAAUGUCGCCGAAUUGGCAUCUAAUGACAGUGCACCACGGUGGUACCUGCAACAAGCAGGAUAUUUUGGAUGCACUGCUUAAUCUGUUGGACGCGCACCAAUUUUUCCCUUGCUAUUACAAAACGUAUUCCAAAAGAGAUGAAUUUCUCGUAAAAUCAUGUUUCAAAGCACUGAAAAUUCUGGUAAACCAAAAACUGAAAUUGCCCAUUCCGUCACGACAUACUGUACUGACGCUUUCGUUGGCGAUGAAUGUUGCCGUCCCAGGCGAUAGAGAUGUGAAACCGCUUAAAAAACUGGAGCAUUUCGUUAGUAAGCGAUUCCAUUUAGGCAAUCUUGAUCUGUGCUCUAUGCAGACAGCUCUGAAUGAAUACAAAUUUGUGGAUUUUCGUGCCCGAAGCCGGAGCACGUUGGAUUACAUGAUAAACUAUGCUGCUGAGAAAUACAGCGCGAGUUGUUUUGUAUUGCGGCUACGCCACAAUGAGCUGCAGAACUGUAUGGCCUUGACAAGUUUAUCGAAAUUUAAAAAGCUGGUGUCUCUCGAUUUACGAUUCAAUUCGCUCGCCAAAAUAUCCGAUCUGCGCGGUAUACCUUACAAUACUAUCAAUGAAGUAUUUCUCGAUAACAAUCCAUUAUGCAGCACGGUAUCUUCUAGCGUAGAUUACGUGCAACAGGUGAAGAAGUAUUUUAGCAUGCUGCAGCAGCUUGAUGGAAGUCCUCUAGUGGGAAAUUUCAGCGUUUUUCAGAACUAUAUUUGCACUCCGGAGGCGUAUAAAUUUGCAGAGAUGUUCGUGCAACACUACUUUUCGUUGUAUGAUUCGUUCGAACGAGAUAAGUUGCAUGAGCUGUACCAUUCAAAGGCGCAGUUUUCUAUGACGUGUGGUUUCGAUAUAAAUCAGUCGGUCCCACUGAAUCCACUGCAACAGGCCCAAGCUAAUUACAACCAUUUCAGCCGUAACAUACUGCAGUUUAACGGUAACACGGACCGUUCGAUGUCGAUGCUUAUUUUGGGUAACGAACGUAUCGGUUGCUUGUUAAUGUCCUUCCCCAGCACAGUAUUCGAUUUAUAUUCGUUUCAUAUCGAUGUGCCAAUUUUUACACCGGAUCAUGUGCUUAUUACUGUGCACGGUCGGUUGAAGGAGGGCGAAUCGUCGUUGCUGAGUCAGAGCCUGGGAUUUACGCGUACUUGGCUCAUCAAGCCGUGUGGCAAAGGAAAGCAUCUAUUCGAAAAUGCAUUGGAGUACAAAAUUCAUAACGACAUGCUUCAUUUGUACUCCACGACGGACCAAGAAAAUGAAAUUCCUUCAAAUGGAAACGAGGCCAAGCAAAACACGGAUGCUCAGAAAGAUGCACCCCUUUCCGACGGAGAUGAUCGAACAAAUGCUCUAAUCGUGCUACAGGAAUUGACGCGUCUGGAUCAUCAGUGGGCUACACGUUGUUUGGAAGAAUCUUCUUGGAAUCUGAAGCUGGCGUUGAACGUGUUUUUGAAAUUAUACGAGUCAAAGCGCAUUCCACCUGCUGCAUUUGUGGACGGCGCAUCGUAGAAAACGCUUUCGCAACACUGAGAUAAUCAUCAUUAUUAACGUAUUUUCAAAGAAAUCAAAAAGCUGCUCGUAUUUUACCACCGAAUAUUGUUGCUGUUACCAUUAUAUUUUAAUUCAUUCAAUGGGCUCGAAGCUCUUCAAUCUGUUUGCAAACGGUUUUGUA